AUGGCAUAUCUGUUCGAAGGUAUACUCCUACCGAAUGAUUACGGUGGGAAACUACGUGUUUCGGACGACGGUAACUCUAUAGAGAAUGGUCCGGAGCAUUCUAAGCUGGUCUAUGCUUCUCUCAAGAACUUGGUACCGGCUAGAGCCUUACAAUCUCUCAUCUAUGACCACUAUGAAAAGGGUACUAGAGUCUAUCAGGAUACCAACGGUGACCUUGUGACCAUGCCUGCUAGUACUGAUGGCACUGAUCAGUCUAAAAUCACCCUACGCCGAGCCAAACAGCUAGUUGCUG
Messenger RNA from Perkinsus marinus ATCC 50983, 292 nucleotides. RefSeq lists its product as hypothetical. The record is from RefSeq and is a predicted model, not a curated record. The transcript has a single exon. NCBI's taxonomy places the organism in Eukaryota, Perkinsozoa, Perkinsida, Perkinsidae. The annotation marks the transcript as partial.